Vicia villosa (hairy vetch) is the source of this 1246-nucleotide messenger RNA. Its product is annotated as ribonuclease H2 subunit A. Gene Ontology annotation, biological process: DNA replication, removal of RNA primer; mismatch repair. Gene Ontology annotation, cellular component: ribonuclease H2 complex. The record is from RefSeq and is a predicted model, not a curated record. NCBI's taxonomy places the organism in Eukaryota, Viridiplantae, Streptophyta, Magnoliopsida, Fabales, Fabaceae. The transcript is spliced from 7 exons. The coding region runs from base 131 to 1024 and encodes 297 amino acids. Gene Ontology annotation, molecular function: RNA binding; RNA-DNA hybrid ribonuclease activity.
UACUCUUUUCUUAAACCUGCCCUAAUUUUAUCGCGCUCUCAUAAAUUCAGAGACACACAUAAAUGGCGGGAAGUUGAAAAGCUAUUAAGCAAGCAAACGCGCGUUUGUGGUUGUUCACUGUGAAGCGGAAAUGGGAUCUGAAGCUAUGGUUCCAGAAUGGGCAUCGGAGCCUUGCAUAAUGGGAAUCGACGAAGCUGGAAGAGGCCCUGUUCUUGGUCCCAUGGUCUAUGGCUGUCUAUACUGUCCUCUCUCCUAUAAGAAAACCCUAGCUACUUUGAGUUUCGCAGAUUCUAAGACUCUGAAAGAAGACAAGAGGGAAGAAUUAUUUGAAGCUUUGAAAGCCAAUGAUUCUAUUGGAUGGGCUGUUGAUGUUAUUGAUCCAAAGGAACUCUCUGCUAAAAUGCUCAAGAAGAAUAAGAUCAACUUGAAUGAGAUAUCACAUGACUCUGCUAUGGGACUCGUUGAUAGGGUACUCAAAAUCGGAGUGCUUCUAACCGAGGUUUAUAUUGAUACGGUUGGAGAUCCAGGGAAAUAUGAAGCAAAGAUGUCUAAAAAUUUUCCAUCUAUCAAAUUUGUGGUUGCUAAGAAAGCUGAUAGUCUCUAUCCUGUUGUCAGUGGUGCAAGUAUAGCUGCAAAGGUUACGAGAGACCGAGCUGUAAGAGAUUGGGUGCUCGAUGAGACCGCUGAUAAUAUGCUCAGGAACUUUGGCUCUGGAUAUCCGGGAGAUCCCACAACCAAGUCUUGGCUAGAAAAUCACAAACAUUCUAUCUUUGGUUUUCCAACAUUGGUCCGGUUUAGUUGGGGAACUUGCAGCACUUAUUUUAAAACUGGUGCUGAAGUUUUAUGGGAGUCUGACUUGGAUGAAGACGGCAACGGCAAUAAUAGUAAUGGCAAACGGCAAUUGAAAUUGAACAAUAUGGGUUUCACCACUUCCAAGAAGAGAAGUGAAGAAAUAGAAUCAAGUGGUAAAGGGCGUUCUAGGUUUUUUCAGGCCCGGAAACUUGAGCACCUUACUCAUUUCUGAAAAUGACGCCUAAUUGUAAUCUUUGCAUUAUCUAAGUUAUUUAUAGCUAUUUGAAAUUUAGAAUAUUGGAGAGCAUUUUGUGUAUAUACGCUUUCCUAUGAUGAUUCUCUCGUACUCGGUCUAACCAAUAUGUACUAUUGUGUUAAUUUAAUCAGUAUGAUUGAUGUAAGAUGAAUAUUAGUCCACUUUGGACAUCUGAAGUGAUUGGAUUAGUUAAAUUUA